Molecule: messenger RNA, 645 nt
Organism: Mucor mucedo
Lineage: Eukaryota; Fungi; Mucoromycota; Mucoromycetes; Mucorales; Mucoraceae
Exons: 4
Coding region: 1-645 (214 amino acids)
Source: RefSeq, a predicted model, not a curated record
AUGAUUCAUCUCAACAUGAUCAUCAACCAACCUCCUAUCAGUAUUCUUAUGAGUCCCAUCCAUCCAGAGAAGACUUAUAGUAAACCUGAAGCCCAUGUAACUCACAAAGACAGAGGUAUUCACAAGAAAGGUGCACUUCUGAAGAAACCUUCAAAGUCCAAUUUAGUUAAAACCUUUGGUAAUCCGAACCACAUACAAAAGAUUGUUUCCUUUGCUCCUCCUGCACCUGCACCUGCUCCGGUUCCCACGUCUUAUCCUUCUCAAGAUAUAACCAUGGUUGAGUUCGCUCUACCACAGGCUCCCGUAUUGACAAAGGUCUUUGUUCCUAUUCCGAUACAAUGUGUGUUGAAACAAGACCCAGUUCAACCAGUACCCACCAAGCCUUCUACCAUUAUCUCUGAAAGUUCUGAAAGUGAAAGCUAUGAGGAUAGUUCAAGCAGCUCUGAUGAAUCCGGGAGUAGUGAAUCUGAUGAGGAUCUCAUGCUUAUUACCGAGGAUAGUGUAAGUGAAGAGUUGUAUAUGUUAAAGGAUGAUAUCAACUCGGGGAGUGUGUUAAUUGAAGUAGACUAUAGGAAAGUAGUAAUACUGUUUGAACUUUUACGUCAAGUUGAGUAUAAAUAUAAGAAAUCAAUAGUUUUGAUUUAG